This is a messenger RNA of Annulohypoxylon truncatum, 3476 nucleotides long. Its product is annotated as aspartyl-tRNA synthetase. Gene Ontology annotation, cellular component: aminoacyl-tRNA synthetase multienzyme complex; cytosol; cytoplasm. The record is from RefSeq and is a predicted model, not a curated record. The coding region runs from base 260 to 2836 and encodes 858 amino acids. The transcript is spliced from 2 exons. NCBI's taxonomy places the organism in Eukaryota, Fungi, Ascomycota, Sordariomycetes, Xylariales, Hypoxylaceae. Gene Ontology annotation, biological process: aspartyl-tRNA aminoacylation. Gene Ontology annotation, molecular function: ATP binding; aspartate-tRNA ligase activity; RNA binding.
CAAAGCGCAUCUAGGCAUACACCAUGACAGGAUGGAAUUUACGUGAGGAUGACGCAAAUUGCAGAUUUCACCUACUCGGUUUCCACGAAUGUUUAUCUAUGGUUCAGGAGCAAGCAACAAACAUAACGUACCUUCCCCCCGGUUCGAGUUAAACACACUUUGAUCGUCCCGAGUACAUUACCCCUAAGUACAAACUCAAACCUGAACCUGAACAACAACAAAGUCCCCAACUAUUGUUAACUAUUAUUGAUAUCCAACUAUGUCGGGUCCGCUGGGAGAUCUUGCUCAUGCCAUAACCUCGCCUUUCCGAUCGAGUAAGCAUGAAACAGAACCAAGUACUCCGGAGAAGGGAAAGUCAGCACAACGUACAGAGGCUAAACAGCAGGAGAAGCUUGAGAAAUCCGAGCGGCGACAGCAGGACAAAGAUGAAAUAGAACAGCGACGACGACAAGAAGAUGAGAUAGCAGAGCAAGAAGAAGACGAAGAAACCAAGGCUCGUUAUGGCGAAAAUGUUCACCCCCAUGAGCUAUGUUCGCUUGAACGGAUCGUCGGCCUACCAGAAGGGUCCGAGGUUAACUUCCGCGCAAGAAUACAUACCCUGAGGCGGCUAUCUCAAGCCCUGACCUUCUUGUUAUUCAGGCAUCAGACAGAUUCCAUCCAGGGUGUCCUCUCACACGCAUCGCCCCAUAUGAUCCGAUGGGUACAGCGGCUUAACCCUGAAUCUCUCGUUCACGUCACGGGCACUUUGCAGAAACCAAAAGAGCCCGUCACGUCUGCGACGUUUUCAGACAUAGAGGUCCUGGUCUAUUCUAUACAUCUUGUCAACCCGGCCAAUGACCUACCUUUUGACAACUACCAACCGCCUGACGCGCUCCGUCAACGUCUGUCUGGACGUGUGGUGGAUCUCCGCCAUCCAAGCAACCAGGCUAUAUUCCGAAUUCGAUCUAUGAUCGUUCGGAAGUUCCGGGAGUCCUUAGAGGAUCAGGGUUUCUUGGAGAUCCAAACACCUAAGCUACAACCUGCUGCGACUGAGAGCGGCUCGGAAGUCUUCAAAGUGCAAUACUUUGGGAGAACAGCAUUCCUAGCGCAAAGUCCGCAACUACCCAAACAGAUGGUCAUAUCGGCUGAUUUUAAGAAAGUGUACGAGAUCGGUCCUGUGUUUCGCGCAGAGAAUUCAAAUACGCAUCGGCACUUGACGGAAUACACUGGGCUAGACAUCGAGAUGUCUUUGAAAGAAUCCUACAGGGAGCUUAUAGAGACCAUAGACAAAUUCCUCAGAGCGAUUUUCACUGCGGUGCAAUCUAUGCCUGAGCUAAAUAACGUCCGGGAGCGGUGGCCUAGCAAGGAUCUUGUCUGGUUGGAUGAGACACCGAUUAUCCCUUUCACUGAGGGGAUUCAAAUGCUCCGAGAUGAUGGUAGAGAAGUCGAGGAAGAGGAUCUGUCUACACGAGACGAGAUGCGUCUCGGCGAACUCGUCAAGGAGAAGUACCAGACCGACUACUACGUCUUAGAUAAAUUCCCAGCCAACGCUCGGCCGUUUUACACUCAUAAAGCCGAGGAUCCGAAAUGGACUAACUCGUUCGACAUCUUUCUACGUGGCCAGGAGAUUUGCACUGGUGGACAACGCAUACAUGAUGCCAAAGAACUUCGCGCAAGUAUGGCGGAAUCAAAAAUCAGUGAGCAGGGAAUGGAAGAGUACUUAAGCGCAUUCGACCUUGGAGCACCACCUCACGGCGGAGCUGGUUUGGGCCUGGAACGGAUCGUGAUGCUGCUUCUUGAGCUGGACGAUGUAAGAAACGCAUCGCUUUUCCCACGCGAUCCUAAGUCACUGCCUGCUGGCCCUCCAAUGCUUCCUCACCCAGACGCAAACACCUUAGCGCCACGAGGUGCACAAGAUGAAUAUCCCCCUAUCGAGAAGCUCAUCGCCAAUUACGGCGAUGCCACUAACACAUCCUGGCUCGACGAGCGAUUUGAAAUUUGGCGACAUCCGACCGGAGCAGCUGUAGGGUUCGUCAGGCAAGCAGGCAAGUUCGCCAUGAUAGCUGGCGACCCACUUUGUGAUAGGAAACAAUAUCACGACGUCAUCACAUCCUUCGUCAAUUUUGUGCGUAAGGAUCUUCAUCUCACACCCGUAUGGAUGCUCGUCUCCGAAGAAGUUCAACAGGUCCUAGGCACGAAAAUGCGCUGGCGAACACUUAGCUGCGCGGAGGAGCAACGUGUCGACGCUGAUCAACACCACAACACGUCCAAGGGCCGCGAAGCGCGCCGCGUCCAAUGCGAAGGCAUCACUAUUGGCGAAGUCGUCGAUCCCGACGAAAACUUUAUGCGCCGCGCCGACAACGCGAUCCGCGAGUGGCAGGCCGGGCGCAGGAGCAAGGGAAAGCAAGUCCAUCUCACCGAGGUCCGACCAUGGGUAGACCGCGAACAUAGACGUUACUUCGCCGCUGAAAAGGAGGGCGCCGUCCUCGGGCUCGUCGUCCUAGCGCAGCUGGCGCCCCGGCACGGGUGGCAGGUCAAGUGGGCGUUCGACUUCCCAUCCGCGCCGAACGGCACCAUAGAGGUCCUCGUCGAAACCGCGCUGUCCGCGCUCUCUGGCCCCGUGACCUUCGGCGCGGGCGUCUCGGAACGGCUGACGCCCGGCGCGCAGCUUAGCGGAGUAAGGGCUAAGUUUCUGGCGAAUACGUACGAUAUUAUUGUAAGGAACCUUAGACUAGGGGGUAAGGCGAGGUUCAGGGAGAAAUUCGGCGCGCUGGGUGAGCAGGUUUACAUCUGUUAUCCGAGACAUGGAUUGGGGGUGCGAGAUUUGCAACAGAUCGUGAAGUUCUUUGAGGAUUAAGAUGGUGGGUAAUGAGGUUGAUUAGAGAUCCCCCUUUUCUUCCGAUGCCUUGGCGCUCCUAGGGGUUGUGGAAUGAUCAAUUGUGGUCUUCCAGAACUAUGUGGUUUUCUUUCAGGAGUUGGGUACGUCUAUCAUCACAUUAUGUUCUAUAAAUAUCGUUUAUUUCCAAAGUGAAGUAUAAGUCCCGAUGCUCGCUUUCGAUAAAGGUCUGCAAGUAAGCUGGAGUACCUUAAGAAUAUGUUCCCAUGACCUUCGGCAUGUAUGAGGCUCUAACAAGCAGUUCGGUUCCGGGUUUCCGUCACAAGCUCGUUCCAAGGUAGAUUCUCACAUCCUUACUUCCAUCCCAAAAUGGACUAUAUUUCAUUAUACGAUCGACGAACUAUGACGAUAUCAAUAUACUAAAGAACUUUGCCAUGUGCUAAUAGAGCUGAAAACCCUAGGCUGGAUGCGCAGGGCUUCCUAGACAAUUACGAAUUACGUUCCACAGACGAACCCCGAGAUUCCGAGCUGAUGCAGGUAAAAUGCAACAAUCGCGGGCUGGAGAAGGGGAUGUCAGCAAGGUUCGUAUAUGAUAUCUGAGAGGUCAGUUUUGUGCCGUGUUUCCGUGCCGGUGAUUUGUAUGCACCAUGUACGAAAGAUC